This is a messenger RNA of Racocetra persica, 145 nucleotides long. Lineage: Eukaryota; Fungi; Glomeromycota; Glomeromycetes; Diversisporales; Gigasporaceae. The record is from the annotation of a GenBank genome assembly.
GAUGGCUCAAUGAUCAAUUAUGCAAAAUGCGUUUUAGAAUUGGGCUUUUCUGUCGUAAUAUUAAAUCCUAAUGAGGUAUCUUGGUAUAAGGGGAAAGGUGUGCUUAUUUUGCUGAAGACUACUUCACCAUUCAACACAAUUCCAG